Molecule: messenger RNA, 1083 nt
Organism: Trichomonas vaginalis G3
Lineage: Eukaryota; Parabasalia; Trichomonadida; Trichomonadidae
Product: mRNA splicing, via spliceosome
Exons: 1
Coding region: 1-1083 (360 amino acids)
Biological process (GO): mRNA splicing, via spliceosome
Cellular component (GO): U2-type spliceosomal complex; nucleus; U2 snRNP
Source: RefSeq, a predicted model, not a curated record
AUGACUGAAGUCAAUCAAAAUUCACUUCAAAAAUCAGCACUACAGCUUAAAAGGGAGAAAACUAAAAACAAGAAGAAGAAUAAAAUACAGAAAUUCGAGAUGCCAACAAUUAUCCUUCCAACUGAUGAAAAGCCAGUCGAAAAAUCACAAGAAGUCGAAGACAAUGGAGAACUUGAUGACUUCUAUCAAGAAAUCUUAAAGAAAUUCGAUCAAAAAACAGCUCCUCAACCAGAAACUGAAGAAAAGGCUGAAGAAGAAGACAACAAAGAGGAAGAAGAAGAUAUAGAAGUUUCAGGCCGUAAAAUCAGAAAAUAUGGCCGUCCAACAGUUGCUAUGUUAAAACAAGAUUCCAGAAGACCGGAACUUGUUGAGCCAAGCGAUACAAACUCUCCAGAUCCAUUUACUCUCAUAGAAAUAAAGAAUGCUCGCAAUGUCGUCCCAGUUCCUUCACAUUGGUCGCAAAAAAGGAAAUACUUAAAUUACAAGAAAGGAUCCGAGAUAUCAAAAUACAGAUUGCCUCCUUACUUAGAGAAAACUAAUAUUCCGCAAAUGAGACAAGCAUUACUUGACAUGGACGAGAAAAAAUCUCUUGCAAGCAAACAAAGAGAAAGAGCUCGACCAAAAAUGGGAAUGUUCGAUGUAAAACCCGAAGUACUAUACAGCGCUUUCUUCCACCAGCAGACAAAACCAGUUAUGACAAGAUAUGGCGAUAUUUAUUACGAAUAUCGAGAAACUUUACCAAAUACACGAGGAAUGCGUGUCGGGUAUUUAUCACAGACACUCAGAGAUGCACUCGGUAUGUCAGAAAAAUCUCCACCUCCUUAUUUGUUCAACAUGCAAAGAUUUGGUCCUCCUCCUUCAUAUCCAAACCUCAAAAUACCAGGACUGAAUGCUCCAUUACCAAAAGGAUGCCGCUACGGAUCAGGAACCAAUGGAUGGGGCCAAGUUCCGAUUCAAGACGGAAAACCUCUUUUUGGAGGAAAUCCAUUCGGAAAUCCUGAUGAAAUAGAAGAUUUGGAAGGAGCUGAGCUCUGGGGAAAGGUUCAUGUAGCAGAAGGAAUCGAAGAUGGCGUUAAUAUCUGA